Messenger RNA from Sphaeramia orbicularis (orbiculate cardinalfish), 2472 nucleotides. It is a transcript of the gene chgb, whose product is annotated as chromogranin B. Gene Ontology annotation, cellular component: secretory granule. Lineage: Eukaryota; Metazoa; Chordata; Actinopteri; Kurtiformes; Apogonidae. The record is from RefSeq and is a predicted model, not a curated record. Bases 114 to 2342 code for a protein of 742 amino acids. The transcript is spliced from 7 exons.
UGCUCCAGCCUUCAGAGCAGCAGGCGCACGGUCAGCGCAGCUCACUCCUGUCGCCCGCUCCGGACGGACAGGAGUUGGUGUUUUUCGUCUUUUGUUGGAUAUAUCUCGCCAACAUGAGACUUCUCUUCGCCGUCGUGGCGAUCGUGGCUCUGCUUGCAGAAAAUCUAGCGCUUCCAGUCGGAAAAGAAGGACAGAGAGAAGACGUGGUUGCACGAUGCUUGGUUGAGGUCCUGUCUAAAGCUCUCUCCAAACCGGACUCUCAGCUAGAUGAGGACUGCAAAGACCUUCUCCAACCCGGGGUUAAACAUGCCCCACUGGACAAGAAGAAUGCAGAAGGGACAGUAACUCAUGAGGAGGUGAUCAAAGGUCACGCCGAGGAACCUGAGGGAAAAGGAGCAGACGUAGCGGACAUUGAGGCCCUUCUGAAAACAGUGGAGGCAAAGAGGGAAACUCCAGAAGACGAGCGCAGCCAGGAAUCCUGGAGUCUAGGCGACGAGAAGGAGAAGAGACACGGUGGUGAGGAGGAAGUAGAGGAAGAGCGGGAGAAGAGGAGCGGCUGGAGGCCUGGCAGAUACCACCAAAGGAAGUACAAACGAGGUGAAGAAGAUGAAGAGGACAACGAGCGCAGUCAGGAGAGCUGGGGGUUGGAUGAGAAGAGAUCUGAGGUAGAAGGAGAGGACAGAGAGAAGAGGAACUGGAGGCCUGGCAGAUUCCACCAAAGAAAACAUAAACGGGAUGAGGAAGGGUUAGGUGAAGAGAGGGACGAGCCAGAAGAAGAACGUAGCCAAGAGUCUUGGGAUGUAGAUAAAAGGCAUGGAAAUGAAGAUGAAGAGGAGAGAUCCAAGCGCAUAUGGAAACCAACACAUCGCUACCACCACAAGAAACGGCUCCGCAAACGUGGCGAUGAACCAUCAGAGAAUGAAGAUGAAGAGCGUAGCCAGGAAUCUUGGGGUCUGGAUGAUGAGAGAGACAAAAGGAACUGGAAGCCUGGGAGGUUCCACCAGAGGAGACACAAACGUGAUGAAGAACUGUCAGAGGAAGCCAGGGAGGAACCGGAUGAAGAGCGCAGCCAAGAGUACUGGGAUUUUGACACUGGAAGAGAUAAGAGAGACUGGAGGGCUGGGAGGUACCACCAGAGGAGACACAAACGUGACGAAGAACUGUCAGAGGAAACCAGGGAUGAACCCGAUGAAGAACGCAGCCAAGAGUACUGGGACUUUGACACUGGACGGGAAAAGAGAGACUGGAGGGCUGGAAGACACCAUCAGAGGAGACACAAACGUGAUGAAGAACUGUCAGAGGAAACCAGGGAUGAACCCGAUGAAGAACGCAGCCAAGAGUACUGGGACUUCGACACUGGACGGGAAAAGAGAGACUGGAGGGCUGGAAGACACCAUCAGAGGAGACACAAACGUGAUGAAGAACUGUCAGAGGAAACCAGGGAUGAACCCGAUGAAGAACGCAGCCAAGAGUACUGGGAUUUUGACACUGGACGGGAAAAGAGAGACUGGAGGGCCGGGAGGUACCACCAGAGGAGACACAAACGUGAUGAGGAGCUAUCAGAGGAAACAAGGGAUGAACCCGAUGAAGAACGCAGCCAAGAGUACUGGGACUUUGACACUGGGAGAGAAAAGAGAGACUGGAGGGCUGGGAGGUACCACCAGAGGAGACACAAACGUGAUGAGGAGCUAUCAGAGGAAACAAGGGAUGAACCCGAUGAAGAACGCAGCCAAGAGUACUGGGAUUUUGACACUGGACGGGAAAAGAGAGACUGGAGGGCUGGGAGGUACCACCAGAGGAGACACAAACGUGAUGAGGAGCUAUCAGAAGACGAAAGAGAAGCUCCGGAUGGGGAACGCAGCCAAGAGUACUGGGGUGUGGACAAACGACAGGGUAAAGAAGAGGAAGAAAUAGAAAAGCGUAUAUGGAAACCAACACACAGAUACCACCACAAAAAGAAAUACCACAAGCGGGACGGAGGAUCUGAAGAAGAAGAGCACAAGGGUGAAUCAGACGAAAACGAAGAGGCGGAAAAGGACAGGAAUGAAGCUUUGAGGUAUCUGGCAGAGAAGCGUAAUCCCUGGAUCUACCGAGGUUACUACCAUCCCGCUUGGUAUAAGAGGAGCUCAGAUGCUGCAGCUUCUAACAAGAUGGAGGAGCUCGCCAAGUUGCUGACUUAUAAGAUAAACCAACUCGCCAACCAUUCUAAUCAAGAUGAGGAGAAAAUGAGCACGCACCAGAGAACAUUUACCCCGCAGGAGGAAAAAGAGCUGGAAAAUCUAGCAGCGAUGGACAUGGAGUUGCAGAAAAUAGCUGCCAAGUUGCAUGACAACAGUGAAUAAACUUCAAAAGGCAGAAACUCAAAAUGAUGCCAUCUCUCUGUGAAUACAAGAUGCUGUCUUGUUGUAACUCUACCAAAUGUGUGCUUACAGUGUAAAAAAACAAAAAAACAAAAAAAGAAAAACAAAAAAA